Messenger RNA from Adineta ricciae, 1080 nucleotides. Lineage: Eukaryota; Metazoa; Rotifera; Eurotatoria; Adinetida; Adinetidae. The record is from the annotation of a GenBank genome assembly.
AUGCAACAACUUCGAAUAGUUAUUCAUAUAAUUGUGAAUGUCAUACUGAUCUCUUACUUACAUUGUGAAGAUUUAAGUGUUAACAUUGUUCCAAUUAGUUCUCGCUUUACUACAAAACAAGAUGUAACUAUUAAUCUAAAUUAUAAAAACAAAGGUUCAAAAUCCAUGUUGAUUUAUAAAUGGUAUUUACCAACUGAACAAUUAUUUGAUCCACUAUUUGAAGUGACUCGUGAUGGAAAAUCUGUUGAAUAUAUUGGUCCACUUGUAAAACGACGUUCACCCAAGACGGAAGAUAUGAUUUCAAUUGGAUCGGGGCAGACGAUGAGUACUCGUGUCCAAUUAUCUUCGGUGUACAAUAUGACAGAAACUGGAAAUUAUGUUAUUCAAUUUAAAGCAAAAAUUAAAUCAACAUCUAGUUCAUCGAAAAUUGAAAGUUUAUCUUCAUCGAAUGUUCUAGAUGAAUCAGCGUUAGAAUCUCCUCCUAUCAAAUUGUUUGCUGAAGGUCGUUCCAAUUCAAUUCUCAAUGAAAUUCAAUCAAAAUUAGCGUCUCAAUCCCGAUCAACCACCUAUUCCUUCACAAGUUGUUCAUCAACUCAACAAACUUCCAUUAUCUCUGCUAUCAAAUCAGCUGCAAGUUAUUCCUCAAAUUGUGUUCAAUAUCUAACAAAAUUUACUCUUCCAGCUUCAUCACGCUACACAACCUGGUUUGGAACAUAUUCAUUAAAUAAUCUCAUGACAUUAAGAACACAUUUUACGAAUAUCAAUUCUGUUCUUAGUUCGAAACCAAUGUCAUUUGAUUGCAGUUGUCAAGAAAAGAAUACUUUUGCUUUUGUCUAUGCAAAUAUACCUUAUAAAAUCCACUUAUGUCCUGAAUUUUGGACAUCCGCGACAGUUGGUACGGAUUCAAAGGCAGGAACACUCGUUCACGAAACAUCGCAUUUUACAAUCGUGGCAGGAACAAAAGAUAAUGCAUAUGGACAAACGGAUGCAAAGAAUUUAGCAAAGAAAAAUCCGACUUUGGCUCUGAACAAUGCGGAUAAUCAUGAGUAUUUUGCGGAGAAUAAUCCAGCUUUAAAAUAA